CUGCCCACAUGGGCGAGAAACUCUGCACAAGCGCGGGUUUUUUCAGUGGGAAUAUGUAAGUGUUGAACGCGUGGAAUAUGGCUCAGACCCCGGCGGUAAAGACCCCACUGCGGAGAUCCUUCAGCGAGCACGUGAAAGACUCCACCAACAAGGCUUGGGAUGUCUUCUGGAGGGGCGUGAGGGAGAGGCGGCUGUGGGAGAUUGAAGCCAAGGAGGCCUGUGAUUGGCUGCGAGCCGCCGGCUUCCCUCAGUAUGUGCAAUUAUUCAAAGACUGCAGGUUCCCCAUUGACAUCGAGUGGGCGAAGGGUGAUCACCACUUCCUGGAUAAGGAUGCCCUCGAUUCACUUUGCAGGAGAUUAAGCACUUUAAACAAAUGUGUGGAAAUGAGGCUGGAGCCACGGAGAUCAAAACGCAGAGGAGACGACCAUGAUGAAGAAGACUUCUGUGCCACCAGCCCCAACUGGACCUACGACAGGCAGACACGACGAUGGCGUCGCCUCGACUCCACAGCGGACUUCCUUCGCCUGUCCGACAGCCCCACCGGAGCCCACGAUGUGUCUCUGUGCGAUGUGAGCGACCGCCAUGACGUCUGCUCCAUCCACAGCUCCAGCAGCACAGAGAGCGAAGGCCACGACGGCCGGCGCAAGAGUCACAGAGAAGCUGCUACCAGCACCACCACCUCCACAGCUGCUACUGCCAGCACCACAGACGACCAGGAGACCAGCAGGAGCUCCUCCCGCUGCUCCUCCACGAACAAGACGCCGUCCCUGGACACCUCGUUCAGUGGACCCCCUUCCCCUGGCGGAAGUGGUGGAGGGUCAUCCACCACGAUUCUGGAGGCCGAAGGCUGCUCCCCAGAUAAACCGCCCAGGAAGAAGGGCACCAGUUUGCUGAAGAAGAUGGAGAAACUGAGGCUGAGGGGGACGACUGGCCUCCUCCCUUCCGCUAACAGCGGUGGCAGUAACAGCAGGAGUCGGGCCCGGCACGUUAUCAGCGGGCCAGUUCUGCUCCAGGAGGAGGAGCGACCGGAGAGGCUGCACUGCCUGUCAAGCCUGCAGGUUCGACCCAACAGCCGUGCAUCUUCCUCGCCCUCGUCUCCUCACACCAUCAGCAGCAGCAGCAGCAGUAACAGCCACUCAGAGAGCAGCAGCACUGUCAGCACACCCAGCCCGGUCACCCGGGUCAGGAGCAACUGCAAACGCUCCAACAGCGGCGUCGGCGUCGCCGGUGGAAUGACACAGAAAAACCAGAACCACACUGGGACAGAGGCCUACAGGAACCAGAUCAACAACAACAACAACAGCAUCCAUGAGAGUCUGGUCUUCCAAAUCCCCCACAGCCACAAACCGGGGACCUUCCCAACCUCCCUCGCACACAAGCACGCCAUCCUGUCCCCCAUCAUCGACAACACCUCCGUCAACUGGAGGACCGGGAGCUUCCACGGUUACCGGGGGCGACACAGCUCCCGCCGUGGCACGCCAUCGCUGGCCGCUGGUGACCAGGACCCCUCCUCCUCUUCCUCCUGCGACGUCCCGAGCCCACUCGCUGCGCUGGACCAUCGGCUGAGCGUCUACGACAACGUGCCCGACGAGCAGCAGCUGUCUGGAAGUGAAGGCAGCAGCGGCGGAAGUGUUAGUGAUGCAGAACGGAUGGGUGAGGAGUCAGAGGUGAGUCGGCUGUUGGCGGGGGAAGACGUUCUAUCGGCUCUGGACAGUGUUUUGGAGAGGAUCAGCGACCUCCAGCAGCUGGUCUCCACCUGGUCCGAAAAUCUGUCCGAGGACGACUGCCAGAGAGGGUCCUCCUCUACCGCUUCCUCCUCCUCCACGUCUUCCUCUUCUUCCUCCCAGGACUCACCUGCCCACGGCUCCUCGGCCGCCUCCCCCUGCCCAUCCUCCCCCAGCCACAUCCACCUGGAGGUGCAGCAUCCAGAGGAGGAGGAAGAGGAGGAGGAGGCAGAGAGCCGCGAGAAGGCACCGGUGAACGGAGAGGAGGAGAAGACAAGAUCGCCGCAGCCCAGGAGCAGCAGAGUGAGCCAGCACCUGCACUGGUCCAGCGAGCAGAGCCUGCCCUCCCUGCCCACCAGACCAGGAGUGGAGAACCAGUCUGCCUCCCAGUUCCUCCUGCUGCAGAAGCUCUCCCUGCUCAAACUCACAGCGCUGAUGGACAAAUACUCCCCGUCCAGCAAGCAGGGCUGGAACUGGACUGUUCCUAAACCACCGAGGAAGACCAAGGUGAUGGAGAUGAAAGGCCGGCGGGUCUUUGGGGUUCCUCUGCUCCUCGGCGCCCAGCAGACAGGAGAGCCACUUCCUCCCAGCAUCCUCAGAGCGCUGGUCUACCUGAGGAACGAGUGUCUGGACCAGGUGGGUCUUUUCCGGAAGUCGGGGGUGAAGUCUCGUAUCCAGUACCUCCGCGAGCUGGUGGAGUCUGACCCAGACGGCGUUUCCUAUGACAGUCAGUCUGCUUUCGACGUGGCCGACAUGGUAAAGCAGUACUUCAGGGACCUGCCUGAACCCAUCUUCACCAGCAAACUCUGCGAGUCCUUCCUCCACAUUUACCAAUAUUUUCCCAAGGAUCAGCAGCUGGUUGCGGCUCAGGCGGCCAUCUUGCUGCUUCCUGACGAGAACAGGGAGGCGCUGCGAACGCUGCUGUUCUUCCUGCGGGACGUGGUCGCGUGCGUGGACGAGAACCAAAUGACGCCAACCAACAUUGCGGUUUGUCUGGCGCCGUCGCUUUUCCACCUCAACACCCUGAAGAGGGAUGCCAACGCGCCCAGGUCGAGUCACAGGAAGUACAGCCUGGGCCGCCCGGACCAGCGGGACCUGAGUGAGAACCUGGCUGCCACCCAGGGCCUGGCCAACAUGAUCACAGAGGCCCAGAGACUCUUCCAGCUUCCAGAGUUUUGGCCCGGUCAGUGUUUAAGUGCUGGAGGCCCACCUGAUGACUUCCCCUCCGAGGAGGGAGGAGCCCUGUUGUCUCACAGUCAAAGUGGAGGUGAGGAGGAGCAUGAAGAGAGGAGGAGUAAACUCCAGCUGAGCACCCAGCACCUCCUGAAGGAGGCCAGAGAGAAGAGCCGAGGCUGGGAGAGCCACCCGGCUCCGGAGCACGUGGAGCUGGCCUUCAAGAAGAUGGAUGACGGCUGCCCGCUGUGGAUGUGGCGCGGCUCCGUGGAGGUGGAGGCUCCCCAGAAGGAGCUGCUCCACCGGCUGCUGAGGGAGCGGGAGCUGUGGGAGGGAGGCCUGCGUCAGGCCGCCGUCAUCCAGACCUUGUCCAAGGACACCGAAGUCUACCGCUACCUCCUCCAGGGCCAGGGCCACAGCCUGGGCUCACGGCCCCCACAGGAACACCUGCUGCUCAGGACCUGGCAGGCAGACCCGUCCUCCAGCCCUCUGUACCUGUCCUCUGUAUCCACGGAGCACCCUGAGGUCUUGUUGGAGGGGGUUAGGGCCCACGUCCACUCCUGCCUCUACCUGCUGGAGCCCACCGGUGCCAGGAAGACCCGACUGACGCACCUCUGUCGAACAGAUACCAGGGGCCGGUCGCCUGAGUGGCACAGCAAAGUGAGCGGACAUCUUCUGGCCUCUGGUCUCGUGGCCAUCCGGGACUCCUUCAGAGCAGUUCACAAAGAGACCAAGAUAUGAGUCAGUGCAGAGGUGGAAGCUGAGGACUCGGGAUGAUUUAUUUAUGAUGUUGCACUAAUCCGGAGUACUCACCCCCGACUUCGAAACUGGUUAAACUGCCUCCCGUCCCACCUCAUUGCAGAAUGCUGGAAAAAAAAAAGAGACUACAGCAUCGUUUUCACAGGACUUUCUCCAAGUUUUAAAA
Chelmon rostratus (copperband butterflyfish) is the source of this 3822-nucleotide messenger RNA. Its product is annotated as rho GTPase-activating protein 7. Gene Ontology annotation, molecular function: GTPase activator activity; lipid binding; protein binding. The record is from RefSeq and is a predicted model, not a curated record. Lineage: Eukaryota; Metazoa; Chordata; Actinopteri; Chaetodontiformes; Chaetodontidae. Gene Ontology annotation, biological process: actin cytoskeleton organization; regulation of Rho protein signal transduction; signal transduction. Bases 78 to 3638 code for a protein of 1186 amino acids. The transcript is spliced from 17 exons.